CAUAAAUAUGUGCAUAGCAAAUUAUUUCUUGCUCGAGUAUUUAUAUAUUUAUAAUAAUGUCGAGUAAAAGAAGAAAGCUAGAUUCUUCUACAAAACCUCGUAUGUUCAUCUGCCUUACCAAAAAGAACCAUUUUUCUGAAUUCAAUAUAGAGCUGAGUGCCGUCAGUGCUUUCGCAGCUAGAAAGGCACAAGCUGCUGCCCAUAGUACUGGCAGUCCAGAAAAGGAGACGAGAUCUUCUGAAAAUCAUACAAAAAUAGUUUCUCAGGGAGUGAGAAAUGAUUUCCCCUCCAGAAGUCUGACUCGGGGUAAAUCGAGUCAAGUUGGAAAUGACUUACCCUCUAUAAGCCCAGGCUUCAUUGCUGAGGGAAGUGGAUUCGGAGAAGACAUAGGGAAUCAUGUCAUGAGGUGUGUUGUUUACUCCUACUGCCUCUGUUAUAAUCCCUCUACCAAGUAUUGAUGUAGGACAGUUCUGAUUCACGUGAGCAGUCGCCUGAAGUGAUCUCCAACAGGCCAUCAAUGGUAUUAUCUACCUUCAGGCCCAACGAGGAUAAUACCAAAGUGCUCAAAAGCAAAACGUUGGUGUUGAAACUAGCACCUGGUGAGGUCAGUGAUCUUGAGUCUGUUAACCACAAAAUCUGACACUUCAUAGAGAUUGGUCAUUCUUGGACAAUGUAAUCUUGAGGUGGCCGAAGGACAAAUCACGAUUCUCGGGUCUGUACUAAAAGCUUCAAAAACUAAACAUCAAGUAUAUGCAGCGGCCUCACAUUCAUUACCCGUGAUUAGGUGUCCAGAUGGAGAACUCAACCCCGCCGUACUCCGUCUUCAUCAGUCUGACUGCGGGCUGAGAUCCUUGGAUUCUCUUUCUCCGCUCUUCGGGAAAUUAUGGAACGAGGACACGCGAGCAUUCAAAUCAGCACAUGGUCGUCUCUCUGCAAAGCUUGGAAAAAGCACAUUUCAGAUUGUACACAAAUCCUACUUGCAACCAAUCAGCUCCCCGCCAGAAUGGAACAAAACCUUAUCAAAAUUGUCCGGUACCCCUGGGGCAGGAAAACGAAUCAUGCUCUGUGGUCCUAAGUCGUCUGGAAAAUCAACCUUUGCAAAAUUGCUUGUCAACCGACUUCUCUCCGCAAGUCAGAAUGAUGCUCAGAGUUCCAUCCCGAACUCAAGAAAAGGUCCCGGUGUUGCACUACUUGAUCUAGAUCCUGGGCAACCCGAAUAUUCUCAUCCUGGUCAAGUAUCCCUCGUUCACAUUCAAGAACCAAACUUUGGUCCGUCAACUACUCAUCCUGUACCUGGGAUCAAGAGUCAUCUUAUUCGUGCACAUGCUCUAGGCGCAAUAUCACCAUCUAUGGACCCAAGUCUCUAUAUGUCAUGCGCACUCGACCUAUUUGCACAUUAUCAAAAUUUAUCCUCCCUCCAUUUCAAUUGCCCUUUGGUCAUCAAUACUCCUGGCUGGGUAUUAGGAACUGGGCUUGAAAUUCUCGUAGACUUAAUAGCCAAAGUGCACCCAUCAGAAGUCAUAUACAUGUCUAAAGAAGGUCCCGCUGAGGUCGUUGAAAGCUUACAAGACGCCGCUAAAACAACUCCUCUCAUUACUCUUCCUUCACAAACAAGUGAAUUCAUGACACGAACUUCUGCUCAUCUUCGUACAAUGCAGUCAAUGUCAUAUUUCCAUCUUGAUUCUACAAACAAGAAUGAACUUGCAUGGAGCUCAACGCCGUUAACAUCUGUUUCACCUUGGGAGAUAAAGUAUUCUGGCGAGAAUGCCGGUAUACUAGGUAUUAUGUGUUACGGCGAGCAACCACCUCUAGAUCUCCUUGCUGAAACUAUCAAUGGCUCUAUAGUGUCAAUUGUUGUUAUCGAGGAACCGGCUGCAAUACCAGGUUAUACUUUAUCCCAACAGGAAAAAGACAAGAAAGACGACCCUGAAACCCUUCACGAAUUCAACGCGCCUUUGACCCUUGAUCCUAUAAAAACUCCUCUGAUUAUGCCUACACCACACGAAAAACUCCCUUACUUCAAUCCUCUCAAUGCCAUAACUUUGGACCCUCAAUUUUCACAUACCAUCGGAACGGCUCUCAUCCGAGGAAUCGACAUAAAUCGUCAGCGCCUCCAAAUUCUCACCCCAAUCUCUCCAGAAGUACUCGAAGAACUCAAUGACGAGAACAAGAAAAUAGUUCUAGUGAGUGGAAAAUUAGAUACACCAGGCUGGGCGUAUACAGAAGAAUUAAUGAAGAGAACAUGGUUGGAAAAAGAAAAACGAAGGAAAGAAUUACAUGGUGAUGGUGAUGAUGAAGUGGAAGUAGAAGACGAUGAGGAUGAAGAUGAGGAUAAUGAAGAAGAAGAAGGAGGGGACAGCACCGCAGAAGAAGAAAGCUCAACCCCAAAUUCGACAUCUAAUAACACAGACAUGACAUUUCGCCAUACGCCCUGGGUGGAAAAACUUACAGGCUCUCAGGGAAGAGGUAUAGGAGCUAGAGUCUGGAGAGUAAGGAGAGAUUUGGGUAGGAUGGGUGAUGCGAAUUAAUUAUUAUCCUGUUGCAAUUGGUAUCACUAGUGCACCUCCCCUCGGGUGGUGAUAACCGGGGCGGGCUAUGAUCAUGAAUUGUAAGAUUAACCGAAGUGAUUCUAUUAAAAUUGUUGAUAUUAUAUGCGUUCGAGGCUGCUAUGUCUAGGAAUGUAAUAUCUAUAUAUAUGUGGUAGGCUAGAACUAAGAAAUACUAGUG
Sclerotinia trifoliorum is the source of this 2727-nucleotide messenger RNA. Lineage: Eukaryota; Fungi; Ascomycota; Leotiomycetes; Helotiales; Sclerotiniaceae. The record is from the annotation of a GenBank genome assembly.